Molecule: messenger RNA, 810 nt
Organism: Bombina bombina (fire-bellied toad)
Lineage: Eukaryota; Metazoa; Chordata; Amphibia; Anura; Bombinatoridae
Product: protein B4
Exons: 5
Coding region: 1-810 (269 amino acids)
Biological process (GO): nucleosome assembly
Cellular component (GO): nucleosome
Molecular function (GO): DNA binding
Source: RefSeq, a predicted model, not a curated record
AUGGCACCUAAGAAAGAUGUGACCAGUACAGUUAGUACUGGUGACAAGGCGAGUACAGAAGCUGCCUCAGGGUCCAAUAAUACAAAGCCCAAAGCAGCAAAGGUUAUAAAGACCGCAGCAAAGGUUAUAAAGACCACAGCAAAUCCUUCAACCCUGUCAAUGGUAGUGGAGGUCCUGAAGAAGUCUGAACGCAAGGGAACAUCUGUCCAGUCUAUUCGCAACCAGAUAAUGAUAGCCCAUCCCACAGUGGACCCUGUUCGACUCAAGUUCCUCCUGCGUUCUGCUCUUAAACGUGGGCUAGAGAAGGGAAUCCUGAUCCGGCCACUUAAUUCCAGUGCAUCUGGGGCCACUGGCCGAUUCAAGUUGGCAAAAGUGGAAAAGCCCAAAGGAAAAUCCAAUAAGACUGGGGAGAAUGAAGACCCAAAUUCCAAGGUGGAAGACAAAGACAAAAAAGCAGAAAAGCCAAAGAAACCCAAGGCUCAAAAAGAGGAGUCCAAAGGUUUAAAGGAGAAAAAGCCCAAAGCUGCUAAAAAGGCACAGGAAGAGAGUGAGAAAAAACCUAAACCUGCUGCCAAACCAAAAAAAGAGCCCAGUGAGAAAGCUAAAGUGACAGAGGCUCCUCCAAAGAAACCAAAAGCCCAAAAGGAAAAAGCUGAUGAAGCUGAAGUGCCAGCUAAGGUGAAAGAACCUGCCAAACCAAAGAAGGAACCAGCUAAAGCCAAUAAGGAAACUAAGGCAGAGACUUCUAAAGCCAAGAAAGAUGCCACAGAGGACGCAGGAGGGAAGGAAACCAAAAAGGCAAAGAAGUGA